AUGCCCCGGCGAGUACAGGAGCCGGCUGCCGCCGGCACCGCCGCCGGCACCGGCGCCGGCACUGGCACAGGAACGGGCGCAGGAGCUAGAAGUGGUAUAGGAACCGCAGGGCGCACACCUCCCCCUAACCGCGUCCUCCAACGCACGGGACCACCUCGUCCGGGCCAAGGCCAACUUCUCAUCCGACGAACACAACCGGGCCAAAAUCAAAAUCAGGGCCAAGGACAAGGGCAAGGCGGUAAACAACAAGCACAGGGCCAGCGAUUCGGUGGCCCACGGUCCGGAUCCCGAGGCCCGGGCGGUCAAGCUCCAUCCCAAUUCCAAUCUCGAACUCCUGGGGCAGGUGCUUCUUCCAACACCAACGCCAACACCAACCGCACAGACCGGCGCGUCCGCCGCCUCGCAGAAACCAAGGCCUCGCGGUCCGCCGAGGAGGAAGACCCGUCGUCCUUCCACGCCCAAGACCUCCCCACCCGCGUAGAGAACUACAUCAACACAAUAGUCGACCCGCCCGUCAACCCGACCACCGAACUGCCGCACACCCCCGGCACGACCCUCGCCGAGCCAGAGCUGCGCAAGGACUGGCCCAACACCCCCCUAAGCAACGCCGGGCUUGUGGAAAGCGUGCAGCAGCGCAUCGAAUGGCUCGCCCACCGCCUGCCGCACGGCUACCAGACGCCCAACCAGCUCGCCAUGCAUUACACGCGCGGAUACCUCACGCGCUUCGAGUCCGCGGAGGAGCGCGACGAAGUCGUCUCCAUUUCACGCCAGCUCGCGCAGAAGUGGGCGGAUCGCGAUACCGAAAGGGCUGGUGGCUCGGGAGGAGAGGUGCAGCCUGAGAACAUGGAGUUUGACAGCAUCGCGGACAGAGAGAGCGAGCGGAAGGGGUUGGCCGAGACCUGGGUCAAGGGCGUGUAUCCCGAGGUGCAGAAGCAGAAGAUGCCCUUCUUGGACCAGAUCGUGAGGAAUCUGAAUAAUAAUGGCACAGUGACGCCGGGAAAGGCGGAGGAGUUCAUGCGGACGGUGCAGAGUGUCAUUGUUUCCAGGCAGUUGUCGCAAGGUGGAGCUCAGGCGCCGAAGGCGGCUCAGAAAUGA
Messenger RNA from Cladophialophora yegresii CBS 114405, 1095 nucleotides. RefSeq lists its product as uncharacterized. NCBI's taxonomy places the organism in Eukaryota, Fungi, Ascomycota, Eurotiomycetes, Chaetothyriales, Herpotrichiellaceae. The record is from RefSeq and is a predicted model, not a curated record. The coding region runs from base 1 to 1095 and encodes 364 amino acids. The transcript has 2 exons.